This is a messenger RNA of Emiliania huxleyi CCMP1516, 189 nucleotides long. RefSeq lists its product as hypothetical. The coding region runs from base 1 to 189 and encodes 62 amino acids. The record is from RefSeq and is a predicted model, not a curated record. Lineage: Eukaryota; Haptophyta; Isochrysidales; Noelaerhabdaceae. The transcript has 3 exons.
AUGCGCGUCGCGCCGGGCCAAUUUCGGGGCGGCGACGCGCCUUGGCGCGCCGUCUCGUGGGGUGAACGAGGCCAUUGGGAGUUGGGGGGUGUGCGGGUGUCGGCCGCCCUGGCAGCGCCGUGUGGCACCGGAUGCGGCGCGCUCGCCACGGUCGCCCGUGGGAUGCGCGUCGCGCCGACGGCGCCCUAA